GCAAUCUCAAAGCUCUCAAAUCUCAAAAUGUCUACACUUCUUUCUCUCACUCCCAUCCCUCCAAAGGCCAUCACCAAUUCCAUUUCCGAGCACCUCAUCUUUCUUAAACCCAACUCUCUUUCAAGAAGGCUUCUGUUCUUCACCUCCUUUUUUUCUCUGAACUCGUUUCCCUACCCUGCCCUUCAAAACCCUCUUCCGAAAUCAUCUGCUGAGUCACCUCAACCCCCGUCUCCAUCAUCAAAUCCGUUUCUUUCAGGCAUUGCCAACACCAAGUCUUGGAUCCAGUUCUACGGAGAUGGUUUUGCUAUUCGGGUCCCACCUCAGUUUCAGGACACAUUGGAGCCUGAGGAAUUCAAUGUUGGGUUGCAACUGUACGGUGAUAAAGCUAAACCAAAAAUUCUUGCUGCACGUUUUGCGUCUCCCGAUGGAUCUGAAGUUGUUAGCGUUUUGAUUCGCCCAACUACUCAACUCAAGAUUACCUUCUUGGAGGCUCAGGACAUAAGCGACUUAGGUUCAUUGAAGCAAGCAGCUAAGAUAUUUGUUCCUGGUGGAGCUACUCUUUAUUCUGCCCACACAAUCAAAAUUAAGGAAGAUGAAGGCUUUAGGACCUAUUACUUUUAUGAGUUUGGACGAGAUGAACAACACAUUGCACUGGUAGCAGCCGUUAACAGUGGAAAGGCAUUCAUUGUUGGAGCAACAGCCCCAGAGGACAAAUGGAAUGACGACGGUAUCAAGCUUCGAUCUGCUGCUGUGUCACUCGCUGUUCUAUGAUCUGAUGAAAGAAGAGACACUCACAUUGCUGUGUAUGAUCCAUAGAAGCGCCAAAUUGUCAAUUCUUGGUACUUAGGCAAAUAUUUUUUUUUUCAAAAUUGGGAUUCCUUAAUGUUAUUUCAGUUUGUUCCCUUUUAUACUGACACGUCAGGAAACUUUUUAUACUAAGACAUCAGUAAAUGCUCUCAAAGAAGGAAGAUUUGGCCACAAUAUUCCUAUCUAUGCUCCAUUCUCUUUUAAUGAUUUCAAUCAUCUAUUAUUUUUGUGUACUUCUGUUUCUAGAUGAGGCUAUCCGGUUAUGUACCCCUGCUUCCUAACUGUACUGUACAUGUAAUUCGGAAGGCUUGCUAAAUUGUAUGUCCAUAUUUGUGUA
Cuscuta europaea is the source of this 1144-nucleotide messenger RNA. The record is from the annotation of a GenBank genome assembly. NCBI's taxonomy places the organism in Eukaryota, Viridiplantae, Streptophyta, Magnoliopsida, Solanales, Convolvulaceae.